AUGGCUUUCUACGUAUUUUCUCUAUUCUCUCACUCUCUCUCUCUCUCUUUCUCUUUUCUCCUUCUAUUCAGUUUUUCUACCCAUAUUUUCUUCCCUCUUUAUAUCUCUUUCUACAAUCAUUUCCUCCUUUUCUCUCCUAACUCUUUCUUUCGUUUAAAGUUUCAUUUUCUUUCUGUCAGUCUUUCUUUCUUAUUACAUUUUGGCUUUUUGCGUUAUGUCUUUCCUUUUUCUCUUUCUUUUCACCUUUUCUUCAUUUCGGUCUUCUUUUUGUUCUCUCUUCUUUCCUUAAGUUGCCAUUCCGGUCUCUUGCACACCUUAACUUUCGGCAUCCCUAGUUUUAUAUUGUUUCAUCUUGCUUUAUUUCCUUUUUUUCUUUUCUCAUUCUUGACUUUAUAUGUUUUACUUUCUUUUUCUUUCUCUAUUUUCUUUCUUUCUUUCUUUCUUUCUUUCUUUCUUUCUUUUGUAUCACUAAGUAUUCUAAUAAGAUACUUUCACUACUCUUUCUUUUCUUUUUCUUUCCUUUUGUAUUUUCCCCUUCUUCCUUCCUUACUUCAUUCCUUUCAUUCAUUGAUUCAUUAUUUCUUUUUUUCUUUCUUUUGUAUCGCUAAGUACUUUCAUUACUUUUUCUUUUCUUUCUUUUCUUUUUCUUUCUUCGGUUUUUCGUUCGUUUCGUUCUUAUUUUUUCUUUCUUUCUUUCUUGCCCUCAUUUUUUAUUUUCCAUAUCAACCCUAUCUUUCUUUUUCUUUCUUUUCUUUUUCUUUCUUCUGUUUUUCUUUCUUACUUUCUCCUUCAUCCUUCCUUCCUUCUAUUAAUUUCUUCAUUUUCAUUUUUCCUACUUUUCUUUUCUUUAUUCUCUUUUCUUUUUCUAUCUUUUCUUUCUUCUUGCUUUCUCUUUUUUCCUACCAUUUUCUCUCUUUCAUUAUUUAUCUUUCAUUUCUUUCUUUUUCUUUUCUUUCUCCUCUUUCUUCCUUUCUUUCUCUUCUUUUUUCUUCUCUUUCUUUCAAUAAUUCGUUCUUUCUUUCUCCUCUGUCUUUCUGUUUCCUUUCUUCCUUCUCUUUCAUACUUUCAAUAAUUCAUUCUUUCUUUCUCCUCUUUUUUUCUUUCUUUCAUUCUUUCAGUAAUUCGUGUAUUGAUUUUGUCUCUUUGGCCUGCAGUGGACAUUCUCUCUUUCCCCCCUCUCUCUUCCCCUCCGUUCCUCUCUCCCCCCCCUCUCUCUCUUUCUCUCUCUUGCUGCAUCCUACUACCAGAAUAUUGUAUUUACUUCUACUGCAGCACAAAUCCUUUCUUUUCUUUGUCAAUCCCAUUCUCUCUUUAAACAAUCCUGAAUCUAGUCCCCCCUGUCUCUAUCAUCUCAUUCCCUUUGGUUUUCCUUCAUCUUGGAUCAACCACUUCCUUUAA
Molecule: messenger RNA, 1398 nt
Organism: Acanthosepion pharaonis
Lineage: Eukaryota; Metazoa; Mollusca; Cephalopoda; Sepiida; Sepiidae
Source: the annotation of a GenBank genome assembly